This is a messenger RNA of Quercus lobata, 2192 nucleotides long. Its product is annotated as trans-cinnamate 4-monooxygenase-like. The record is from RefSeq and is a predicted model, not a curated record. The coding region runs from base 403 to 1905 and encodes 500 amino acids. Gene Ontology annotation, molecular function: heme binding; iron ion binding; trans-cinnamate 4-monooxygenase activity. NCBI's taxonomy places the organism in Eukaryota, Viridiplantae, Streptophyta, Magnoliopsida, Fagales, Fagaceae. Gene Ontology annotation, biological process: lignin metabolic process. The transcript has 4 exons.
AUGGGUGAUUAAAAUAGUUUUUUUUUUUUUUUUUUUUAUUUUGUAAGCGCUCUAAUGCAUGUCAAUUGUGUCAACACCCUCCACCAAUUCCCCUGACUCAACCUGGUCCUGGGGUGAAAGGUGGCUCGUCUAUAAUCGUAUAGUGACGGCGGGGCAGGCCAAUUAACACCUAACAUAAGGAACACCCUCCACCAACUCCCUGCUCACUUGAUCACACAAUGCCCAUGCACCCAACUCCUCUCUCCCAGCUUCCUAAUCACUCCCCACAAAUACCCUCUCUCCCUCACUCUCUAUAUAUAUUAUGUAGUGUUCUUCAAUUCCCCACCCACACUCUCAUUCAUAUAUGCCUAGCUAGCUCCUUUACAACUACGUAUAUUACCUACUCGAUCACCCACAACCAUCAUGGACCUUCUCUUCUUAGAGAAACUCCUCCUAUCCCUCUUCUUCACCAUUCUUCUCGCUAUCUUCAUCUCUAAACUUCGUGGCAAGCGUUUCAAGCUCCCAACUGGCCCUAUUCCCGUCCCCAUUUUUGGCAACUGGCUCCAAGUUGGCGAUGACCUCAACCAUCGCAACCUCUCCGACCUCGCUCGCAAAUAUGGUGACAUUUUUAUGCUCCGCAUGGGCCAACGCAACCUUGUUGUUGUGUCUUCCUCAGACCUUGCCAAAGAGGUCCUUCACACUCAAGGGGUCGAGUUUGGUUCACGAACUAGAAACGUUGUGUUCGAUAUUUUCACUGGUAAAGGCCAAGACAUGGUCUUCACUGUGUAUGGUGAGCACUGGCGAAAGAUGAGGAGGAUCAUGACUGUACCCUUUUUCACAAACAAGGUUGUUCAGCAAUAUAGGUUUGAUUGGGAGGAGGAGAUUGCUAGGGUUGUUGAUGAUGUUAAGACGAUUCCCGAGGCAUCAACAACUGGGUUUGUGUUGAGGAAGCGAUUGCAGUUUAUGAUGUACAAUAACAUAUAUAGGAUCAUGUUUGAUAGGAGGUUUGAAAGUGAGGAUGACCCUUUCUUUGUGAAGCUUAAAACAUUGAAUGGGGAGAGAAGCAGGUUGUCUCAAAGCUUUGAGUAUAAUUAUGGAGAUUUUAUUCCCAUUUUGAGGCCAUUUUUGAGAGGCUAUUUAAAGAUAUGCAAGGACGUCAAGGAAAGGAGGAAUCAGCUCUUCAAGGAUUAUUUUCUUGAGGAGAGGAAGAAGCUCGCAAGCAUGAAAUGUACGGACAACAAUGCUAAAAAAUGUGCAAUAGAUCACAUUCUUGGUGAGAUUAACGAAGACAACGUCCUCUACAUCAUUGACAACUUCAAUGUCGCUGCAAUUGAGACCACAUUGUGGUCGAUUGAAUGGGGCAUCGCCGAGCUAGUGAACCAUCAGGAGAUCCAACAAAAGCUACGAAAUGAGAUUGACACGGUGCUUGGUCCAGGAGUGCAAAUCACUGAGCCAGACAUCCACAAACUCCCAUAUCUACAAGCUAUAAUCAAGGAAACUCUCCGGCUAAGGAUGGCCAUUCCUCUGUUAGUCCCACACAUGAACCUCCGUGAUGCUAAGCUUGGCGGGUUUGACAUUCCAGCUGAGACCAAGAUCCUUGUGAAUGCAUGGUGGCUUGCUAACAACCCAGCCAAUUGGAAAAACCCACAAGACUUCAGGCCUGAAAGGUUUUUAGAAGAAGAGGUCAAAGUGGAAGUCAAGGGCAAUGAUUUCAAGUACGUUCCUUUUGGUGUUGGAAGGAGGAGUUGUCCAGGGAUGAUACUUGCUUUGCCAAUUAUUGGAAUCACGUUGGGACGUUUAGUACAAAACUUUGAGCUCUUGCCUCCACCGGGACACUCAAAGCUAGACACUUCCGAGAAGGGAGGCCAAUUUAGCUUGCACAUAUUGAAGCAUUCUACUGUUGUUGCCAAGCCACGGGUGUUUUAAUUAAGAAAUCAUUGUGUUCUCUCUCUCUCUUGAAUACUGAUAUGUGUUCAUAAUGGGAAGGAUAUCUAGUAUAUUUUCAAGAUUUGUUGGAAAGUGUAAUUCUCAUUCUAUGUCAUUGAAGACCAAAUCAUGAUACUGAUUACUAAAGAAGAUUAAGGAAUUGAUUGCUAGAGAAAAUCAUGGGAUUGAAGCAAUCAAUAAUAUGCAAUUCAAAUAAAAUUAUCACUGAUUAUUGUGUGUAAUCUCUCUAUUAUUAAUAGAGAUUUUAUUGUAAUGUAUUAUUACGA